Molecule: messenger RNA, 2050 nt
Organism: Meleagris gallopavo (turkey)
Lineage: Eukaryota; Metazoa; Chordata; Aves; Galliformes; Phasianidae
Gene: AFG2B
Product: AAA ATPase AFG2B
Biological process (GO): mitotic spindle disassembly; autophagosome maturation; retrograde protein transport, ER to cytosol
Cellular component (GO): nucleus; VCP-NPL4-UFD1 AAA ATPase complex; cytosol
Molecular function (GO): ATP binding; polyubiquitin modification-dependent protein binding; ATP hydrolysis activity
Source: RefSeq, a predicted model, not a curated record
CGGGGCCUGCUGACCCACGUCUACGUUUCCCCUCACUACGUCGUUACCGUUGGCCCUAAUGUCCGCGCUCCCGUCGUGCACGUGGAAAUCCUCUCCGUAGACCCCGCGACAGAGGAAGCCGGGCUGAUAACCCCCCAGACGAGCGUGACGAUUACGGAGGUGAUGACGCUAGAGCGGUACAGGCUCUUAACAGAGGACACGGCAGAAAUUCCCGUGGCGGGGCUGGACGAUGUGGGAGAGUCUCUGAAGGAGAUGGUCGACCUGCCGUUCCGUUUCCCGAGGACGUUUAAGAAGCUGGGGCUUUCCGUCCCCAACGGGGUGCUGCUGGUCGGCCCUCCGGGGGUGGGGAAGACGCUCCUGGUGAAGGCAGUGGCAAAGGAGGUGGGUGCGUAUCUGCUGUGCGUCAGCGGCCCUGCGCUGUACGGCUCCAGGCCGGGGGAAAGCGAGGAGAAUUUGCGAAGCAUCUUUGAAAAGGGCAGGGAGAUGUCCUGUGAAGGGCCGACCGUGCUCUUUAUUGAUGAGAUCGAUGCGUUGUGCCCGAAGCGAGGGAGCUCCAGCAACGCUCCUGAGGAUCGCCUUGUCGCUCAGUUGCUGACACUGCUGGACGGUGCUGGUUGUAAGGAUAGGAUGGUGGUUGUGGCAGCAACAAACAGGCCUGACGCCUUGGAUCCUGCGCUGAGAAGGCCGGGCAGGUUUGACAGAGAAGUUAUUAUUGGGACACCAACGCUUACACAGAGGAGAUCCAUCCUGCAGAUGCUCACCUGUAGCAUGCCCAUUUCUACAGACAUUGAUUUGGUUAAGCUGGCAGAAAUGACAACUGGGUAUGUUGGAGCUGACCUUACAGCGCUCUGCAGAGAAGCUGCUAUGCAGGCUGUGUUCCACAGCUCUUUGGAUUCAGCUGAAGUGCUAAUUAACAUGGCAGAUUUCCAAGAAGCUUUUAAAAAAAUUCAGCCAUCCUCUUUUCGAGGUGCAAUUGGAUUCAAAGAGUGUAAACCCAUCACUUGGGAGCAGAUUGGUGGUCUUGAAGAUGUGAAGUUGAAGUUAAAACAGAGUGUGGAGUGGCCCAUGAAAUUUCCUCAGGCAUUUGUGAGGAUGGGCCUGGCUCGUCCAAAGGGUGUUCUUCUCUAUGGACCAUCAGGGUGUGCCAAAACCACACUGGUGAAGGCUGUGGCCACAAGUUGUCACUGUUUCUUUCUCUCUGUAAGUGGUGCUGAACUGUUCUCACCUUAUGUUGGAGAUUCAGAGAAGAUUUUAUCUCAGGUUUUCCGCCAAGCGAGAGCAAAUUCUCCAGCAAUAGUCUUCCUGGAUGAAAUUGAUUCUAUCUUGGGAUCUCGAUCACAUGGUAAAACUGGCCAUGGUGUCUCAGAGCGGGUGCUGUCUGUUCUUCUCAAUGAGUUGGAUGGUGUUGGACUGAAAGUCACGGAAAGAAGAGGAAAUAAACUACAGCUUGAGGGGAGAUGUGAGGAACUAAGUGAUGAGGAAAGAGAGCUAGAGUUUCAGGAAACUUUGAGCAGAGAUGUCAUGGUAGUUGCUGCAACAAAUAGGCCAGAUAUGUUGGAUGAUGCCUUACUGCGUCCUGGAAGAUUAGACAGAGUGAUCUAUAUUCCUCCUCCAGAUCUAAAGGGAAGGCUUUCCAUUUUGAAAGUCUGCACAGAGAAAAUUCCAUUAGAUACUGACGUGUCACUGCAAGAUAUAGCAGCCCUAACAGACUUCUUCUCUGGAGCUGAUAUUGAAAAUCUAUGCAAGGAGGCUGCCUUGCUGGCAUUGCAGGAGAAUGGACUUGAAGCAACUGCUGUAAAACAGGAACACUUUGUGAAAUCAUUGGAAACUGUAAAGCCAUCUUUAAGCAUGAAAGACUUGGAAUUUUAUGAAGAACUUAUAGUCAAGAAUUAACCUCUUGAAUCAUAAAGGAAUUAUGUGGCCUGAGUGUUAUUAAAUAUGUCACGGGAACAGAUUUGCAGUCUUUUACCUCUUCUGCUUUUUUGUACUGUAUUUAUUAACAUUUUCAAUUUGUAUGAAAUACAGUAAAAGUUCACUUUUGAAAAAUCUG